Messenger RNA from Zophobas morio, 2155 nucleotides. It is a transcript of the gene Mct1, whose product is annotated as monocarboxylate transporter 12. Gene Ontology annotation, cellular component: membrane. The transcript is spliced from 7 exons. The record is from RefSeq and is a predicted model, not a curated record. Gene Ontology annotation, biological process: monocarboxylic acid transport; transmembrane transport. Lineage: Eukaryota; Metazoa; Arthropoda; Insecta; Coleoptera; Tenebrionidae. Bases 188 to 1957 code for a protein of 589 amino acids. Gene Ontology annotation, molecular function: monocarboxylic acid transmembrane transporter activity.
UUUCACAAUUCUUUGAUAACACUAAUGACCCUCCUUUAUUUACUUGGUUGCGCUAGGUGCGUUCUUUAUAUCAUCGAAAUAGCAACAAAUGGAGGGGAUAUACUUACUUCUAUUAUGAUAAACAUGACAAAAUUAGUAGUGGCGCCGGCAACGUCGAGACGAGUAGGAGAAUCUCACACGCGAGACAAUGUCACUAGGUCAUCAAACGAAAAGACAAGAGGAUGAAGAAGACAGUGACGUACCACCACCACCAGAUGGUGGAUGGGGAUGGAUGGUAGUAUUUGGCUCAUUUAUGAUUCACAUUAUCACUGAUGGUGUUACUUACUCUUUUGGUGUAUUUUACGACGAAUUUUUAAAUUACUUUGCGGAAGGAAAAGCUGCAACUGCAUGGAUACUUUCCAUCUUGGUGGGCGUAACCUUGUGUUCAGGUCCUAUCUCAAGUUCGUUUGUGAAUCGUUGGGGCUGCCGCCUAGUAACCAUCGCUGGUGCUGUACUUGCUAGUAUAUGCAUGAUCUUGUCAGUCUUUGCCAAAAACGUAACGACUCUGUAUUUUACCAUUGGAAUAGGCACAGGUCUGGGUUUUGGUCUUAUAUAUUUGCCAGCAAUUGUAAGUGUAACAACUUAUUUUGAAAAAAAGAGAUCCUUAGCUACUGGCAUAGCAGUAUGUGGUUCGGGUUUUGGAACAUUUGUCUUUGCCCCCAUUAUCACCAAGUUAUUAUCAGAAUACGGCUGGAGAGGAGCUAUGCUAAUAAUAGCCGGCACUGUCUUAGAAUGUAUUAUAUUCGGAGCAUUAUUUCGACCUUUAGAACAAGAGAAAAAUGCACAACCCGAAAUGAUUGUUAGUCUUAAACAAACCGACGGUAAACUAGAUUUACAUGUAUCUGAAGAUAAUUUACAAUUUUCGACUAAAAUUAAUGGAAACGCUGAAAUAGAUCGUCCCCAUAGUAUGAGUCACUUUUCAGUGCCUAAAGGAAAUAAAUCAACAGAAGACAAUAAAAGUAUACCAAACGGUAAAAACCAUCAAAACUCUAGAAUGGCGUUAAGUCAGCCAACCCUAGUAGCACCACCUGAACGUCCUUACCAGCCACGUUAUGGAAGCCAAAGUUUACGAAAAUACGGUCCAUUAGAUAAACCUGAUGUUUUUUAUCAAGGUAGUUUAAAAAACAUAUCAUCAUAUCGUUCCCGUCUUGAUUUAAAACACAAUGAGGAUUCUACGUUUUUGGGUCGAAGACAUUCUUCCAUAGGUUACAGAAGGCGACAUUUCGAAAGCGAUACGUCAGGAAUACUAUUAUGUGGAAUUAUCCCGUGUUCACAAGAAACUAAAGAUACUUUAAAAGAAAUGUUAGAUGUUUCUCUUUUUAAUGACUGGAUUUUUAUUAUAUUUACCUUAAGCAAUUUUCUUACAAGUGUAGGCUUCAACGUUCCUUACGUUUAUAUAGUUCCGAAAGCAAAAAGUCUGGAUCUUUCUGCAGAAGAAGCAAGUAUGCUUCUAUCGAUCAUCGGCAUAGCCAAUACAGUUGGUCGAAUCAUUCUAGGAUAUAUUUCCGAUAAACCCUGGGUGAAUCGUCUCACUGUUUACAACUGGUGCUUAACACUUUGUGGAGUAGCAACAACAUUGAGUGCUUUCUGUCCUACAUUCUACAGUUUGGCAUUGUACGCGAGUGUUUUUGGGUUUACAAUAGGCGCGUAUGUUGGUCUUACUUCUGUAAUUUUAGUCGAUUUGCUGGGACUUGAAAAACUUACCAAUGCAUUUGGACUUCUGCUUUUAUUUCAAGGUGUAGCUUCACUUAUUGGACCACCAAUUGCAGGUGCUUUAUAUGACAUAACACUAUCGUAUAAUCCUGGAUUCUUUCUGGCGGGGAUCACUAUAUCGCUCAGUGGAGUUAUAUUGUUUCUAAUUCCUUUAAUUUAUCGCCAUCGAGAAAGACAUCGACCGAAAAAUCCUACAAAUAUAUAGCAAUUACUGUUGCCCUCACGUAAUGAGGGAAAUUUUAGAGACUACUGUACCAUUUAAAUCGCCCCAAAACAUUGUCAUAAAAAUAUCAGUUUUGCAGAAACUGUUGUAACUGUAUGGGUAUUAUAUCAUCUGCAAUGCAGAUCGUUAUAUCUGUACGUAUAAAAUGUGAAGAUGUAAGAAAUAAAUUUAUUUAAUUUG